AUGGAAUUAAAACAUGCCAUAAACGGAAGCAUGUUAAAACUUCGCCUGCAAAUGACGGCGUUGACCACACUGCUAGCAUGUGCUGUGCCCUUUGACAGUCGAGGGCUGAGUGCCAAGCCCAGGGUAGGUAUGGCAAGUACCCAGUUGCAGGUGGGCAGAGCAGGUGUCGAGGAACAGAUGGGUGAAGGAAGCGUGGAGGCGGAAGUGGGUGUGGUGGUGGGUCGGGUGGUCCAGCACCAUUUUGCUGACUGCCAACUCGUCUUUAUCACUACUACACGACAGUCACCUGCGUUUAAUAGUAUACUCAGACGCCUGAGUGAGGCCCGCGUGGUAGUAGAGGCAGGGACGGUGACCUCCCAGGACCGUCUCCUCCAGGGCCUGUGGAGUGACCGCAAAACAGCCUGCAGGGCGCUCCUCCUAGACGUGACUGUCAGUAACAACUCGACCUCUGCCCUCGAGUUGGUGGAGAUGUCUGGACUGUGGCGGCUGCCGGAGACGGUGGUCAUAGCCAUAGGUGGGAGGACGGGGGUGAGGGCCGUUCUCCUCCACCACAGUCUCCGCAACACUGUCCACGCCGUCUACCUCGCCCUCAACCACAACCUCAACCACGUCCUCCACCACGGCAAAUUCUACGCCCCUCUACUACAACAAAGAUAUUUCCACCUCAAGAAUAGUCAUGUUGAAGAGUCACCGGCGAGCGACGGCGUCCAGGUGUACCGUCGGUGUCUGUACUGCGGCAACGGGGAGGCGGACGUUCAGCUGGUGACCCAAGACUUGGACGUCGUCUCCAGUAUUCCACAACUUAACGGUCUUUUCCCGGACCAGUUCAAGGAUUUCAUGGGUCAUAACUUCCAUGUAGUGUCGGUACCGUACUUCCCUUACGUAGACUACCAGGAUACUAAUGUGUCGGGAGGCACGAUAACCCUGGUCGACUCUCUGGACGCCCGCCUACUGGACACUUUCUCUCCCAAAUUGAACUUCACCUACGAGACGAGAGUGGGGGCGGAAAGAGCGUGGGGCCGAGAGGACGGAGGGAGGUUCAGCGGGAUGAUGGGUCAGCUGCAGCGGGAAGACGCCGACUUCUGCACCAUGGCGUCCAUGACCACACAGCGCCUCACCGUCAUGCAGCUCGCCAGAGCCUAUGAGUCCGAUAUUCUGACUUUAAUAUCCCUCAAGCCCGCGCUGCUUCCCGAAUACCUGUCCUUCGUACGACCAUUUACAGGAGAGCUGUGGGCGACGCUGAUGGUGAGCGUGAUGGUGUGGAGCACCAUACUGUGGCUGCUGCGGAGGGCGUGGCAGUGGGUGGCUGGAGGGCGUGUGGACACCUUCACCGACUCCUUCAUGUACGGAUGGGGCGCCCUUCUGGGCCAGUCGCCUCCCAGGAUCUCAUUCACCAAUUCAGGAAAGGUGCUGGUGGGAGGCUGGUUGGUGUUUUGUCUGGUCAUUACAACAGGCUACAGCUCCUCCUUGGUGGCACACCUCACCAUCCAGAGCAAGACUCACCCCUUAGACACUUUUGAAGACAUGGUUACACGACCUGGCUGGAAAUGGGGCAUCGAGACAUGGAUACUCAAAGGCGUGCCCUAUGAUUACUUGUCCAAACACACAAGCCCCGUCGUGAAGAAAGUCUACAAGGAAAUGGAGGUGCUGGAGCUGGACCAGGGGCUGACCAAGGUGCAGGCUGGUAGGUACGCCUACAUCAGCAUGAAGAACCACUUGACUGUAGUGGUUCCUUCACUCUACGCUGACGCCAGAGGACAGAUUCCCUUCUACAUCAGCCAGAGUGGAGUCUACUCCCUGCCGGACUAUGGUUGGGGAUUCAGAAAGGGAGCACCAUUCUACACCAGGUUCAGUACCCUAAUGGCCCGGCUGGUGAACACUGGGAUAAUGGGCGUCUGGACCAACGAUGUAAUAGCCAAGAAGAUCAGACAGACGAGGGCAGGAGCGUCUUCGGCCACCCUGGCAGGACAGGACACUCCCAAGGCCGGUUUAUAUCUUAAGUCAACUGUUGAGAUAUCUUUUUAA
This is a messenger RNA of Procambarus clarkii (red swamp crayfish), 2025 nucleotides long. The record is from RefSeq and is a predicted model, not a curated record. NCBI's taxonomy places the organism in Eukaryota, Metazoa, Arthropoda, Malacostraca, Decapoda, Cambaridae.